CUGGACAAGAGGAAAGCAAUGACGAAGCCAAGUCUCACCUGUAUGGUCCAGUGGGUAUCCUGUCCUCAUGCCCCUUCUGCCGUAAUAGAGAAGAGCAUCUAAAAAUCAGAAUUGUCAAUAGCUUACAUUAUGCUGUUACCUCAAUUGCAACAUUGCUGAAGUGAUGAAUACGAAGCUUUGGCUUUCUAAAGGCGACACUCUUUUAAUAUGACAGCAUCACCGUUGGACUCGAAUGUAAUGGAAGAUGCAUUCGGGAACCUCUCCUGUUCCAUAGUAAACGGCGGCGAUGUCGACAACAUCAGCGAUGUCGCUACCACCGGCUCGGACGACAUCCUCGGUCCUCGGUACCACAAAAGAGUUCGCAUCGUCAUCAUCAUUGUCAUGAUAGUGGCCUCCGUUGUCGGAAACACUAUCGUCUUCUGGAAGCUCGUCUUCAAGCGUCGCCACAGGCGCGUGUCCAAGGCAAGGGUGUUGUUCCUGAACCUCGCCAUCGCGGAUCUUCUGGUGGCAUGCAUCACUAUGACAUCACAGGUGGUGUGGGAGGUGAUGGGCCGCGUUUGGAUAGCUGGUGACGCUUUCUGCCGCUUCUUCAAAUUUCUGCAGACGUUCGCGCUGGUCUCGUCCACUUACAUGCUAGUGACAAUCGCUGUGGACCGACACAUCGCGAUCGCCACGCCGCUGGCGCCCAGCCCGGACCCAUGGAAGUUGGCUGCUGUGACGUGGCUCGCUUCGUGCAUGCCGUCGUUGCCGAACGUGUACGUGUUCCACAGCGUCGAAGUAGCACCGGGAAAGUGCUUCUGCGCAUCCAUCUUCUACGACCGCGGCACCCCUCUGUACCAUCGCCAGAUCUACAUGGGGUUUGUGUUCUUCAUGGUGUUUGUGGCGCCGCUGUUGCUACUGAUGACAUUCUACACGGGCAUUCUGUGGACUAUUUGGAAGCACAGUUCUAGAAGUGGCAAAAUGGGACAGCAGACAAGCUCAUCACUGCCACGUGCCAAGGUAAAGACGCUCAAAAUGACGGCGGUGGUGUUCGGGGCGUUCCUCGUGACCAACGUACCGUACAUGGUCCAGGAGGUCAUCCUGGCCUUUGGCAAUCCGGGCAUUCUCGACGCCAACGUGGUCGCUCUCUUCGGCGUCAUCUCCGCAUCGAACAGCGCCAUCAACCCCUACAUCUUUCUUUACUUCGAGAAGAGGCAGCGUCGCGGUAGGCGGAGUGCCCUGGGCAGACUGUUAAAGCGACUUCCCUGCCUGGGGAGUCGACUAGGCGGCACCGAAAGGGGCGCCCAACAAACGGUCAUGCUGACGGUGCACUACUCGGGCAGGCACUCGCGCACCAUGACUACGGUGAACUGUGAAUCUUGCACAUGCUCAGAGAAGACCAACUGCUGAUAGCGCGACGCCAAGCCAGCUCGCGGUGUAGUCGUAUAAUGAUGAGCCUUGCUCAAUGCAGUCUCAAACAUCGUAUCGGUUCACUGGUAUUUUUUGAAACAACGCGACCUGCUCAGCGAAUUGCUUUUUAAAGGUAACCGAACGUUAGUAAGCGCUUGCAAAUGUCAGUUCGGGGAGGCGAUGUACCCCCGCCCCCAAAGUUUGCGGAACGCGAAAUUUCCGAGAAAGCUAUAUUCCCGCUUUGUCUGAGAACAUAGCCUCCAAUUAAAUGUUCCAGGUUGUUGUAGUGACUGCAACCUAUACAGCUACC
Messenger RNA from Rhipicephalus sanguineus (brown dog tick), 1699 nucleotides. Its product is annotated as gonadotropin-releasing hormone receptor. The coding region runs from base 208 to 1389 and encodes 393 amino acids. Gene Ontology annotation, molecular function: G protein-coupled receptor activity; peptide binding. Gene Ontology annotation, biological process: G protein-coupled receptor signaling pathway. The record is from RefSeq and is a predicted model, not a curated record. Gene Ontology annotation, cellular component: membrane. NCBI's taxonomy places the organism in Eukaryota, Metazoa, Arthropoda, Arachnida, Ixodida, Ixodidae. The transcript has 2 exons.